UCUCUCAAACAUUUUGCCAGCCCUUGCCAUUCAGCAGCUGAGAAUGUCUUGUUCUCACUGCUGCGUUUCAUCCGUCCGGUCCCUUACCUCGCGUGUAGUCGCUGGCUCCUUGUGGAUCUAGACGGAAAGUGGAAUCUUUUCCUGAUUCAAUCUACACCCGGUGCUCCUGUCACUGGUGGCGAUGGAGCGUUCUUCCAGAUGCGCUUCGCGCUCGCGUUGUCGAAUAUUAUCCUUCGUGCUAGCAGCUUGUAUCGGAUUCGCUGCUAUCGCGGCUGUCAUUGCCGGGAAACACGAGCAUCGCCAUUACAAGCAACACGAGAAUCACCAGCAGCAUCGUCACCACCACCGCGAGCGUCAUCACGAUCAUCACGAUCACCACGAUCACGAGCAUGAGGGAGGCGGGUGGAGGCCCGGGAGGUACAACACGAGGGCCGGCCCCGUGGAGGGGAAGCUCAACGUGCACCUCGUCGCGCAUUCCCAUGAUGACGUGGGAUGGCUCAAGACCGUCGAUCAGUAUUACGUCGGGUCGAAUAACUCGAUUCAGGUUGCUGCAGUACAGUACAUCCUCGAUACAGUGGUGGAACAGCUGUCACUGGACCCCAACAGGAAGUUCAUUCAGGUGGAGCAGGGGUUCUUCCAGCGCUGGUGGCGCCGCCAGCCCAAGGACGUGCGACGUGUUGUCAGGCGAUUGGUCAAGAACGGUCAACUGGAGUUCACCAACGGCGGGUGGUGCAUGCACGACGAGGCGGCGACGCACUACGCGGACAUGGUCCACCAAAUGUCGCUGGGGCUGCGCCUCAUCCGCCGCCAGUUCGGCCAGGUGCCGCGCAUCGCCUGGCAGAUCGACCCCUUCGGCCACUCGGCUGUUCAGGGCUACCUGAUUUCAGCUCUCGGCGGCUUUCACGCGAUGUUCUUCGCCCGAGCAGACGACCAGGGCAGUGGGGAGUGGCACUGCGACUUGCCCUCCAAUAUUCUUCUCCUUCCCCUCCUGUUAGAGAUAGGCUGCAAUUCGGGCGGCUUUGAUGCGGUAUUCUUCGCCCGUGCGGACUAUGAAGACAGCGAAGCGCGCUACCGCGAGCGCACGGCGGAGUUCGUGUGGCGGGGGUCAGAGACUCUGAAGCAGCAAGCAGAGGUGUUUGGCGGGCGGCUGUACGUGCACUACCUGCCGCCCGACUCGUUCCGCUACGACACCAACAACUGGGACCCGCCCGUGCAGGACGACCCCGAGCUGUACGACUACAAUGUGCAGGAGCGGGUGGAUAAGUUCGUGGAAACUGCCCUCAAACAGGCGGAGAGUUACCGCACGAACCACAUCAUGUGGACGAUGGGCGACGACUUCGCGUACAGCAACGCCAUAACGUGGUUCCGCAACAUGGACAAGCUCAUCCACUACGUCAACCGCGACGGCCGCGUCAACGCCUUGUACUCCACGCCCUCCAUCUAUGUGGACGCCAAGCACCACGCCAACGAGAGCUGGCCCCUCAAGACUGGAGACUUCUUCCCCUAUGCAGACUGCCCGCACUGCUACUGGACCGGCUACUUCUCCAGCCGGCCCGCCUUCAAGCGCUAUGUGCGCACCUGCAGCGCACUCCUGCUCGCUGCCCAGCAAGUGGAGGCCCUGGUGGGGCGAAGCAGGCUGGGGAGAGGAGGGGAGGGGGCGGCUGUAGCAGGGGAGGGGCGCGAGUCGGGAGCAGAGGAGCUGGAGGAGGCUAUGGCAGUGGCGCAGCACCAUGAUUCCGUCAGCGGCACAGCGAAGCAGCACGUGAAUGAUGACUACACGCUGAGGCUGUACCGGGGGGCAGUGAAGGCCUCCUCUCUACUCACAGAGGCCAUUCGCUGCAUGAUUUACCGCCAAUCAGAGGCUGACACGUGGCAGUCCCAGUCUCCCCUGCGGCAGAUGCCAAGCUCCCAGCCGCUAUCCUCCCCCUCCCCCGCCACCACCUCACCUCUCAUGCGAGCUCUUGGGAAACGGGGUGCAGCAGCAGCAGCAGGAGCAGCAGGAGCGGCAGGAGCGGUAGGGGGGGGUCAAGCUGCCAGGAGCAGCCGCAGUCUGAAGCUGAGCUUUGAGAUGUGCCCGCUGUCAAACAUUUCGUUCUGCCCGCCCUCCCAAACGGAUCUCCAAGACGGGAAAGUUCUGGUGGUGGCAGUGUACAAUCCUCUGGCGUGGGCUCGCAAGGAGAUUGUCCGAUUCCCUGUGUCAACUGCUGACGUGGAAGUCAUGAAUGCCAGCGGGGCAAUCAUCCCCUCGCAAGUCCUUCCAGACACGCUCCUCCUCCCCACCACCCGCUCCUUCCUCAUCCAAGCCUACGACGGACCUGACGCCGAACCUGAUGCUGCAGCUGGUGCCGAGCCUGGUGGUGCAGGCUCGGAGGCGCUGUCACUGGUGUUCUGGGCGGAUGCGCCUCCCCUGGGUGUUGCCUCGUUCUUCGUGUUGUAUAAAUACCCCGAGGGCAGGACAGAGGAGAGAGUAAAGGAGGGGGCGGAGCAGGAGGGUGGCGUGGACAGGAGAGUGCUGGGUGAUGAGCCUGAGGCGGUUGGUCAAGACAAUGGGAUGCAUGGAGGGGAGGAGGAGGAGGAUGAGAUAGUGAUAGGAGGGUGGGCGGAGGUGGAGGGACGCGAGGGCAGCAGCAGUGGCAGCAGCGCUCUGACGCUCUCUUUCUCCAGGGCGCAGGGCGGAAGGAUGACUCGCGCAGUGCUGCUGAAGAGAGAGCAGGGACAGGGAGAGGCGGAGGGAGGAAUGGGUGCGAGAGGAGAGGUUCCAUCAGCAAAAGCAGCAGCAGCAGCAGCAGCAGCAGCAGCAGCGGAUGUGAGCAUAGAGUGGGCGUGGUACAAUGCGAGUGACGGCAAGGCGAGCAGGGAGGCAUCCGGAGCCUACAUCUUCCGCCCCACCUCCCCUGAUCCCGUGCCCAUCAACCCCCCCAACUCCACUGCGUCAUCCCUGCAAGUGGUGCGAGGCCCUCUCGUGGAUGAGGUGCACCGACAGGUGGCGCCCUGGAUUAAGGAGAUCGUGCGGGUGUACAAGGGCACCAACUAUGCUGAGAUGGAGUAUGCGGUUGGUCCCGUGCCUGUAGAUGAUGGAUUCGGCAAGGAGGUAGUGGUGCGCCUCUCCUCUAGCCUCGCCAGCAAUGCCACUUUCUUCACCGAUUCCAACGGCCGGGACUUCAUCCAGAGGACCCGCAACUUCCGGGCGGACUGGAACCUCACAGUCACCGAGCCCACUGCUGGCAACUACUACCCGGUGAACUCGGGCAUCUAUCUGCACGACAAGGCGACUGACCUCUCAGUGCUGGUGGACCGGGCAACAGGCGCGUCGAGCCUCAAUGACGGGCAACUGGAGCUGAUGCUGCACCGCCGCCUGCUGCACGACGACCACCGCGGCGUUGCCGAGGCGCUCAAUGAGCGUGUGUGCGUGGGGCGCCGGGGCGAGCAGCAGCCGCAGUGCAUGGGGCUUGUUGUGGCGGGGACGCUGCGGUUUGGGCUGCACCCACACACUCGCAGCGAUGGGGGUGUGGGAUCAGGAGAGGUGGAGGAAGCAAGGGGGGAGGAGGUAGUUGAGGCAGCAGCGGAGUGGCGGCGGGGGAAUAUUCAGCGAAUAUUCUCGCCGCUUCAAGUGGCGUUCGCUGUUGAGAAUGAGGAAGCUUUGGCAGCUGAGGGGGGCCGGUACACGUGGCACAUCCCUGGCACCCAAGACAGCAAGCCAGUGGGGUCAACGGAGUCAAUGGAGUCGAGAGAGACAAGGGAAUCAAGGGAGUCUGUGCUGUCCAUGCAGCUUUCGGGGAAGGGGGGACGCGUGAUGAAGGAGGAGAGUAGCAGCGAGGAGGAGAGGAGAGAGGAGGAGAUGGAGGACGAGGAAGGGGGGGGUGCUGAAGAAGACAAGGAAGAGACGGAGCAGGAGGAGCAGCAGGAGGAGGAGGAGGCCGAGGAAGCCGAGGGGGGUCGGGAGGGUGGGGUGGCGGAUUCUUUUGAGGAGAGGACGAGCAAGCGCCCUGCAUACGAGCUUCCUAGGAGUGUGGCCAUCAUCACACUCCAGGAGCUGCAUGAGUAUAAGGUGCUGCUGCGCCUCGCACAUCUCUAUGAGGCUGAGGAAGACCCUCUUCUCUCACAGCCUGCUCUCGUGAAUCUUGACAGGCUCUUUGCGCACCAAGAGAUUGAGAAGGUGACUGAGCUGAGCCUGAUGGCAAAUCAGAAGCUCUUGAAAAUGCGGCCACCAAUGAAAUGGAGGACUGAGCAGUUGGCUUCAAAGAGUGAGGUGCAUGAAGAUGUGAACGCGGCUAACAAGGAGGUCAGAAGAAUGCAGGCACUAAACUCGACGGAGGGCCCUUUCAUCGUGGAACUUGGACCAAUGGAGAUUCGCACAUUUGCCAUUCAGUUUGACGAUUAGGAGUGCAGGCUGAGUAUGCUGUUUCUCCUUGAUGCAUUUGCCGUGAACUUCCAUUUUGUUAUUCACAAGCAUUUGCAUUUGGCCGCCCCGCAACUUCACCUUCCCAACUCCUUAGUACUAGAGUCCGUAAGAAAAACACCUUGUAAGGUGUCAUAACGUCGUGUACGUCGUGUUUUCAACCCA
Messenger RNA from Closterium sp. NIES-67, 4564 nucleotides. The record is from the annotation of a GenBank genome assembly. Lineage: Eukaryota; Viridiplantae; Streptophyta; Zygnematophyceae; Desmidiales; Closteriaceae.